ACAUCUCCUUCGUCUUACCUGUUCUUUUAAGAUUCUGAUUUUCCCUUUAAACUGCUUUAAUUUAAAGCCGUCAUGUCUUUCUCACAAGUCUCUGUCAAGAAGCACCAUAGUGGUAGCGGUGGUGGUGGAAGAGGGGGUUUUAGCGCUUGCUCACUUGGAGCAAUUGGAGGAGGAUCUCGGUCUGGAGGUAGCUAUGGGUCACGCAGUGUCUAUAACCUUGGUGGAAAAUCUAGAACUUCCAUAAGUGCAGCCAGUACUCGAAGUAUGGCAGGAGGACUUGGUAGUGCUGCUGGUGGAGGAUUUGGUAGCGCUGCUGGUGGAGGAUUUGGUAGUGCUGCUGGUGGAGGAUUUGGUGGUGGUGCUGGUGGAGGAUUUGGUGGUGGCUUUGGAGGAGGACAUGGUGGUGGUGCAGGGGGCAUGGGUGGCAUGGGAGGCCCAGGAUUUGAUGGAGGGGAUAUGGGAUUCCCUGUUUGCCCACCUGGUGGAAUUCAGCAGGUUACUAUCAAUACACAACUUCUGCAGCCACUUAAUCUGACUAUUGAUCCAAACGUCCAGAAAGUAAAAACAGAGGAAAGAGAACAAAUUAAAACUCUCAACAACAAGUUUGCAGCUUACAUUGACAAGGUCAGAUUUCUGGAACAGCAAAACAAAGUCCUGGAAACAAAAUGGAAACUGCUGCAGGAACAGGGAACUAAGGGCAGCACCAAAAGGGCCAACCUAGAGCCCCUGUUUGAGAAAUACAUUGGCGACCUGAACAAAUAUUUAAGCACUCUAAUAAAUGAAAAGGACCGUUUGACUCAAGAACUGAAGAAUCUGCAAGUUCUUGUAGAGGAUUAUAAGAAAAAAUAUGAGGACGAAAUUACCAAGCGUACAAAAGCAGAAAACGAUUUUGUGUUACUUAAGAAGGAUGUUGAUACUGUCUACAUGGCUAAAACAGAACUUGAGGCCAAGGUGGAUGCAGUGACAAGUGAAAUCAACUUCUUAAGAACUCUUUAUGCUGCGGAAUUGUCACAGGUACAUGAUACCGUCACCGACACCUCUGUUGUUCUGACUAUGGAUAACAACCGUGACUUGAACCUGGAAGGUAUCAUUAAGGAUGUUAAAGCACAAUUAGAACUAUGUGCACAAAGAAGCAAAAUGGAAGCUGAAGCAUUGUUUGAUAAUAAGUACAAGGAGCUGCAGAAAACAGCUGAAGGACAUGGGGACAGCAUAAAGAAUUCCAAAUCUGAAAUAGCAGAACUGAACCGUAGGAUUCAGAGGCUGAAGGCUGAAAUUGAAAAUAUCAAGAAGCAGAUUGCAGGUCUGAAUCAAUCCAUUGCUGGAGCUGAAGAAAAGGGCAACCUUGCUCUCAAGGAUGCAGAAAAGAAACUUCAGGAUCUUGAAGCUGCUGAAAAGAAACUUAAGGAGGACAUGGCUCGUCAGCUUAAAGAGUACCAAGAACUUCUGGCUGCUAAGAUUGCACUGGAUGUUGAAAUUGGCACUUACGGACUCAUGCUGGGAGGAGAAGAGCACAGAAUGUCUGGAGAUAUUGUCAGCAACGUCAGCAUAUCUGUAAUCAGCGGAGGUGCCAGUGUAUACAGCGCUCUUGGUGCUGCAGCAGGCGGAAUGGGAGGAGGUGGAAUGGGAGGAGGCAUGGGAUCUGGCCACGGUGGUGGAUAUGGCCACGGAGGAGGCUUUGGAGCAGGCCAUGGAUCCGGCCACGGAGGAGGCUUUGGAGCAGGCCAUGGAUCCGGCCACGGAGGAGGCCACGGCAAAACCUCAGUGGCAAUUGCAUCAACAACAUCCACGUCUAAGAAAUCCUAUUAAUUUAGAGCAGCAAUAGCCAAGCAAAAAAGCCACAUAUAACUACACCUUUGCCUAACUAUUUGAACCUUGACUAGUAUGUAAUUAUUGUGUCACCCUACAUCUAUAACUGUUUUAAUUUCCAUCAUAAACACAGUGCUUCCUUAUAACACAAUCAUAUCAUGUCUUUGUAUAUUGUGUCAUAAAUUGUCACUGGAAAGAAGACAAGGAGGCCAUCAAGUUCAGAUAAAAAGUACUAAUUUGUUUGUGAAAUAAACACAACAUCAAAAAGCAAUAUAAACAACUUGAAAGCAACUUAUCACGCAGAAAUCUUAGGCACUGGUAUGGAGGUAACUGUGAAUCUCUAUACUAGAAACAAGUUGAGAAGAUCUACAGUAUAUCUACUUUUAUCCUGCUUGACUUAUCUGAGAGGAAAGGGGAUCAUGGGUGUUUGUAUAUAGUAUCUUUUUAAUGCAUUGCUGCAUUUUGAUAAACCAUUCUAGAACGUCUUUCCUAUUCUUUUUAUCUUCAAUAAACUGCAUUUGGAUCUCAA
Xenopus tropicalis (tropical clawed frog) is the source of this 2335-nucleotide messenger RNA. RefSeq names its product keratin 78, gene 9 (gene krt78.9). Gene Ontology annotation, molecular function: structural molecule activity. Gene Ontology annotation, cellular component: intermediate filament; keratin filament. The record is from RefSeq and is marked provisional. Lineage: Eukaryota; Metazoa; Chordata; Amphibia; Anura; Pipidae.